AUCGAUUAUCGAGCCGCUGUGUUGGCUAUCUCGUUACGGGUAGUUGAAAGGGUCGGGAGAAAGAACGAUCUAAUCAUGCUUACGGAGAAAGAACAGCUCGCUUCAGCGGAUGAGGAGAAGAUUAAAACGGUGGGAUGGAUGACCAAUGUUGCUUUUCGAUUAGGGAAGGUACAUGCUUUGGGAGAUGUCGAAGUCUUAGACGUAAACACUUACGACGUCCUUUUCGGCCUUCCCACUCUUGUGGCCUUGCGAGCCAAUCUGGAUUUCGAUACACGAUCGAUUGUCCUCCGAAAUAGAGGAGGAAAACCUUACGUUGUACCGAUGAGAUUGACCCUUCGUACCACCACUAACGUAACUCCACAAGUUUCUCCCAUGAUGGCGGGAACCCUCCGCGUAAUCACCUGGGAUAACUCCACAGACGACGGGCAACCGUCAAAGGACACGGACAGCAGCGACGAGGAUGAUCCAGUGAUCCUGGAGAUGGCACAACAGCGUAUCCAUUAUCCUGUGCAACGAGCAAACAUAAGAUCGCUAAGCCUAACUGAUAAGAGUCUACAGAGAGCGCAAGCCAUGAUUAUGGGUGAACCCCUCGUGCAGAUUUCGAGGAUGGUCGAUUCUUUGGAACCCCCUCGAACCCUAUACAAAGGCGUCUCCCCUUUACUCGCACGAUAUAAUGACAAAAGACGCUACUGCGACAUCACGAAUCUUCCACGAUCUCUUUUGACACCUGCAAAAGAGAUACGAUUGAUAUGUUUAGGGGCGGAGACCAAUUCUUUGGAACCCCCUGAGCGCCUCGAAACCGGACUCGGAAUUAAAAUCGCAAUGAAACCCGUGCCAUGGAAGGACAUUCGAGACGGAAUAACACCGGAAGAACACGUGGCCAUUCGAGAACAGGAUGCACAGAUGAUGGCCACCGUAUUCUCCUGGCGGUCGGAUAAUUCGUUUAUUUCCGCGCCCCCCCCCGAAAACACUAAGCAGGUGAGUAUGAAACACCUCGAUGUACGGAUAUGGGAUGAGCUGUACGAGUUGCACGUGCCCCAAUACGUACCUGAUGAGAUCCAUCAUCUCAUCGCGGAAAUUCUAAAAGACUACAAGGGAGCGAUUAGUCUGAUGGACACAGACAUUGGGCUGUCAUUAGUCAUGCAGCACGAGAUUCAAACCGGAAACCAUCCCCCGAUUCAUUGUAAGCCCUACAGAUACUCCCUGGUGGAACGAAAAACGACCCUUGAGCGGAUUCGAGAAUUCGAAGCUAACGUUUGGAUCGAACCCUCCACCGGGCCAUGGUCGUUCCCAGUAGUAUUGGUGCCAGAAAAGAAUGGAUCGAUUCGCAUAUGCAUUGAUUAUCACAAGUUGAAUGACAUCACGAUUAAAGAUGUGUACCCCCUUCCCAGGAUUGAUGAUUUGCUGGAUGCGAUUGGAUGUGCUAAUUAUUUCAGUAAAUUUGAUAUUCGCCACGGUUUUCAUCACAUCCUGGUUAAGGAGGAAGAUCGGCAAAAAACGGCCUUCGUAUUAUUUGAAGGCACGUGGCAGUGGGUUCGAUGUCCGAUGGGGAUUUGCAACGUGCCUGCCACAUUUCAACGGGCUAUGAACAUGACGUUCCAGAACUUUGUCAACAAGACGCGGCUCACUCAGGGGAUGAUUAAUUUCUGCGUCAUCGUGUACAUGGACGACAUCCUCGUCUACUCGGAGACCUUUCACGGGCAUGCACAGCGGAUCGAAUGGACACUGGGAGCUCUGAGAGAUGCUGGGUUCAAGAUCGCGCUCGAGAAAAGCGAGUUUUUUCUUUCGGAAAUCUCGUUCUUGGGUUACGUGGUGACACGUAGAGGACUGCGGCCGGACUCGAGAAAGGUCGCGGAGGUGAAGGACGUCCCUGUCCCCACGUCAUUGACGCAAGAAUACGACUUCGACAUCAUCCAUCGAAAGACGGAGAGGCACGGCAACGCGGACGGGUUGACACGUCUGCAUCACCCCUCUAAGAGGAGGACGACGAUUCCUAUCGCUCUCGUCCCCUCCUGCUUCUCUUACUCCGUCCUUGUUGCCAUCGCCAUGAGUUUUCUCACCGAGCGGGCUCUCGGCGAUCACAUGCUGGCGCCACCUGGUGACAUCUCGGCAAUUCGGCAAGUUCAUCACCCGCGAUUCAAUCCAGACCUUCUACGGCUCGCGCAGUUCUUCAGCACUACCGGGGUGUACGCAGCGGCGGAGUUCCGAUUCACGGGCCAUCGGCAAGCGAUCGUAUUGGCAGAGGCGAUGGCGGUUCGACGGCUGUCAGCGUCGGGAGUUAGCCACGUAUCUAUCGUCGUCAUCUUCAGCGGUGACAUUAGCGCGAUCAGCCCUCUACGACACACGACCAUCCGGACGUCGCUAAGGGAGUGGGGUCAGCAGCUGGCAGCAGAGUGGAAUCAGUGGCUUACGCGCCGCGGCAAUAAUCUUGUCCCCACGGACGACAUCGACGUCGGAGGGCUCCGAAGGUCUCGCCACGAGCCGGCGGUGGUGCUCCCGGAGCUCCUGAUGUGGACGAGGGACAUAGAGCACCGCGCCUGGAUCGCAUACGUGGAGCUGUUGAUCAUCCAAGCUUGGAGAACGGAGGUGGAAGGAGACCUUCUCGGGUUUCUAUUCGGAUCAGUGCGACCCGACCAUCGGCAGCAGAUCGUACAGGAGCUCACGACUCCCCUCACGCAGCUGGUCGACGAUCUCCCUCUCGAUAUCGUUUCGCAGUGCGACGAGACCCCGGAGGAGGAUCCCGAGGCGGCGCGAAGAAGAGAGGAGAUCGCAGUCAGGAAGCAGCCGCUGGAGCUCGCAAGUGGAGUGGAUCUGCCGAUCCCGAACGACCCAGCCAAGGAUCCCGAGCCGCCCAAGAACGACGAUGGGGACCUUGCUGCCGAGACUUCGAGCGCACCGGCCCGACGGCGACGAAGUUGAUCCCCCUCCCCCUCCACCUCCGCCUGUCCACCAGUUCGAGCUCGUACCGAUGCGGGGCAUCGGGCUUCGUCCCCGGUCCUUAUCCCGUCG
Molecule: messenger RNA, 3009 nt
Organism: Chara braunii
Lineage: Eukaryota; Viridiplantae; Streptophyta; Charophyceae; Charales; Characeae
Source: the annotation of a GenBank genome assembly